Ctenocephalides felis (cat flea) is the source of this 820-nucleotide messenger RNA. Its product is annotated as thymidine kinase 2, mitochondrial-like. The coding region runs from base 83 to 820 and encodes 245 amino acids. Gene Ontology annotation, molecular function: ATP binding; deoxynucleoside kinase activity. The record is from RefSeq and is a predicted model, not a curated record. Gene Ontology annotation, biological process: nucleobase-containing compound metabolic process. NCBI's taxonomy places the organism in Eukaryota, Metazoa, Arthropoda, Insecta, Siphonaptera, Pulicidae. Gene Ontology annotation, cellular component: cytoplasm; mitochondrion. The transcript has 4 exons.
AUAUUUAAUUCGUAUUAAAUAAGUUUUAGGUACAGUAAUAUACAUAACAAAUUAUGAAUAUGAAGACUUAUUAUAGCCACCGAUGAUCAUUCCAUAUAAAAAGGAACUAGUACAAACAAUUACACGAUUUUGUGUUUCAAAGUAUAAUAAUUUGUUUAAAAUGUCUAAGACCCCAUUUAGAGUAGCUGUUGAAGGAAAUAUUGGGGCUGGAAAAUCCACUUUGAUUGACUAUUAUAAGAGUUAUCCAAAUGUUGAUGUUUAUCCAGAACCAAUUUCAUCUUGGUGUGACGUCAAAGGAAAUAAUCUUUUAGACUUAAUAUACAAAGAUCUGAAUAAAUGGAAUUUUUCAUUUCAACAUUAUGUACAAUUAUCCAGAUUAAAUUUACAAACGUCUCCUCCGUCUAAUCUUGAAACCAAAGUCCAAAUAUUUGAACGAUCUGUUCAAAGUAGCAGAAAUUGCUUCACUAAAAAUUCUUAUAAAUAUGGUUAUUUGACUGAUGUUGAAUAUGACGUGUUAUGUUGCUGGUUCGAUUGGAUUGAGAAGUCUAUGAAUAUUAAUUUGGAUCUAAUUGUUUAUUUACGGAGUAGUCCUGAAAUUGUACAUAAAAGAAUGCUUCAACGUUGUCGUUCUGAAGAAAUGGCUGUGCCACUUGAAUAUUUAAAACAAGUUCAUGAAAGUUAUGAACAAUGGCUUAUACAAACACCACCUGAGAAUCUCCCAAGUCCAGUUUUAAUCAUUGACGCUGAUCAAAGUUUAGACGAUAUAGUGAAAUCCUAUAAAAAAUAUGAAAGUCGAAUAUUUGGUACUGAAAUUUUAUAG